Messenger RNA from Candida tropicalis MYA-3404, 789 nucleotides. Its product is annotated as ferric reductase-like transmembrane domain-containing protein. The record is from RefSeq and is a predicted model, not a curated record. Gene Ontology annotation, biological process: iron ion transport; copper ion import; intracellular iron ion homeostasis. Gene Ontology annotation, cellular component: plasma membrane. The transcript has a single exon. Bases 1 to 789 code for a protein of 262 amino acids. Gene Ontology annotation, molecular function: ferric-chelate reductase activity. NCBI's taxonomy places the organism in Eukaryota, Fungi, Ascomycota, Pichiomycetes, Serinales, Debaryomycetaceae.
AUGUUUAGAAAAACCCAUGCUCAUCAUAAAACUGUUCUUCGUUUCUUUGCUGUUGUUCUUCCAACUAGAAUGGAAUCCAUUUUAGUCGCCGGAUGGGUUAUCAUGGCUCUUAUCAUGAACUUGACCAACUAUGUUCACGUCAAACCAAAUUACAUUUGGAAACAAAAAUCCAAUGAAUUCGGAAGAAAAGUUGCUGAUCGUACUGGUAUUAUAAGUCUUUGGCUUUUUCCACCAGCCAUUUUAUUUGCUGGUAGAAACAAUUUUAUGCAAUGGGUUUCUGGCUGGCCAUUUGCUCGUUUUGUCUAUAUUCACAAAUGGAUGAACCGUGUUAACUUUAUUCUUGGUAUUGCCCACUCUGUUGGUAUGACUUACAAUGGUAAAGGUCUUGGUAAAUACUACACCAGAAAUGCUAAACCAUACGUUAGAUGGGGUUAUGUUGCCAUGGUUGGUAUGGGUAUUAUGGUUUUCCAAAGUUUGUUUUUCUUUAGAAGAAGAAACUAUGAACUUUUCAUUGCUGUUCAUUUCAUCUUGGCCAUCUUUGUUGUCUGUGGUCUCUGGAUUCAUACUACUGAACAAGGUUUCCAUAUGUUUAUGAUUGCUUCUGUUGCCAUUUGGGGUUUUGACCGUGCUGUUAGACUUGCUAGAUUGUUUGUCUUUGGUUUGAGAUCUGCCACUGUUCAAUUGAUUGCUAACGAAACCAUUAGAGUUUCUGUUCAAAGACCAAGUUGGUGGGUACCAUUCCCAGGUUGUCAUGCUUUUAUUCACUUCAUGAGACCAACUUGUUUCUAA